Molecule: messenger RNA, 1128 nt
Organism: Geodia barretti
Lineage: Eukaryota; Metazoa; Porifera; Demospongiae; Tetractinellida; Geodiidae
Source: the annotation of a GenBank genome assembly
AUGCGUAAUAUCAUCCUCAUCUCGUUAGAUACGCUACGGGCAUCAAGCAUGAGUUGUUACGGGUAUCGCAACCUGACAACACCGCACCUCGAUGCACUCGCAGAAAAGGCAACGCUUUUUGAGAAGUGUAUCAGCCCACAUAUUCCGACACACCCUGCCCAUACAACAAUGUUCACGGGCAAGGAUAUUUUGUCCCACCAAAUUAUUACACAGGGUGGGACACUCAACUUGGCAACGGAUAUAAAGACGGCUCCUGAGCUGCUGAGUGAAGCGGGCUACUUCACCGUUGCUGCAGACAAUUUGGGACGCUGGUUUCAGCGCGGUUUCCCUGAGACGCAGUAUCGUGGCUACCAAUGGGAAAUGGGUUACCGCAAUGCUCGGAAGGCGGAGGCGGUUAACGAAACGGCGAUUGAACUUCUGGACAUCGCGCAGGCACAGGAUAAACCUUGGUUCGCUUUUCUUCACUAUUGGGAUCCGCACACGCCGUAUUUUCCGCCGCUGCCAUUUGAACGGAUGUUUUAUAGCGGGGACGAAUGUGACCCGAACAAUCGAAGCAUGGAUGCGGUUUACGCAUGCGAACCUUUUACGGACUAUUUCCGGCAGUGGAUGUGCACGCCAGACCCAUCGGAUCCGGACAACAUCGCGAAGAAACGGCUCUGGACGGACAGGCGGUAUGUGAACGCGCAAUACGAUGCCUCGAUCGCUUAUAUGGACGCGUGCCUCGCGCAGUUGUUCCGAUACCUGCAUGAUUGUGGACAGUUGGAGGAGACGCUCCUGAUUCUUACCGCUGAUCACGGUGAGGAACUUGAUGAACACGAACUCUGGUAUGACCACCAUGGGCUCUAUGAGACCAAUUGCCACGUACCCUUAAUCGUUCACUGUCCGGCACUUAUUCCUGAAGGACAACGGCUUGGCGGUCUUGUCCGUCUUACCGACAUUGCCCCGACAAUCCUUGAUUAUGCGGGGUUGACAGCGGUGGCGGCACGUGAAAAGAUGGAGGGCACAAGCCUACGUGCCUCGAUGGAAAACAGCUCGCACGAUGGGGACAACGGAAGCGGUCUAUCUUACGGAGUGCGGAUGGAUGAAAAAGCGUGGGUGGCAAACCCAGAAGUGGAAAUUGAUUGUUGA